UGCAGAUAGCAGAGGUGCCACAUACGCAUACGCACAGGUUGUUGUCUUGUGUUGUGUUGAUUUCUUGACAGCAGUCGUCGUCGUCGAUGGACACAUCUCUGCAGCUGUGGAAAUUCGCACAAUAAGAAAAAAGCACAGCACCGAUGCGGUUUUGUGCGCAAAUACAUAAAAGAAUAAACAAAAAAGAUGUAGCUCGCCUACUUUUGGAUCCAACCUUUUGUGGUUAGCGCAGGACGACACGAUAUUUUCCAUUCCCAUAUUGCAUUCAUGGCCAUGAAGACUUAUGCAAAAUACCUAGUCGCAAUCGUGUUUUUCCUCGGCAGUGGGCACACAAAGAACACAUUUCCGAGGAAGUGGCCAGAAAAUAGCUAUGGACGAGUUGAAACCCGGCAGAGAAAUGAGGAGGCUGGCAGCAGGUUUGACUACGAGCAGGAUGCGAGCAGUGAUUUCAGACACGAGCAGCGCCGAUACCAACCUGAUUUGCACACUUACGAUCCAGCUGUUGAUCCCGAGGCUGUAGUUCCUUUAAAAAGUAACUAUGUGGAAGUAAGCGGGUGGCCUUUGAAAAAAGCCACACUAGGCCAAAUUUCAGCAGUUUCUUUCGACAAUGCUGGAAACGUGGUAAUUUUUCACCGAGCCAAUCAUGUGUGGGAUGCCUCUACUUUCGACAACCAGGAUAACUAUCGGAAGAAGGACGAAGGACCAAUCGAGCAGAACACCAUCAUCACAUAUAAUCCUGAAUCAGGUCGCAUUGUUCAUCAAUGGGGUGCAAAUUUAUUCUACUUACCUCAUGGAUUAACAGUGGACCAAGAGGGCCACGUUUUCUUGACGGAUGUUGCUUUGCACCAAGUGUUCAAGUUUCCGCCCAGAGGCGGUCAGGGAAAGCCCCUGAUGGUGCUGGGUGAAAGAUUUAUUCAAGGAAAUGACAGAAAUCAUUUUUGCAAACCUACAUCAGUGGCUGUGACCAAGUCGGGCGAUUUUUUCGUAGCUGAUGGCUACUGCAAUCACCGCGUAAUCAAGUUUAAUGAAAAAGGAGAAUUUCUCUUAAACUUCGGGCGAAGAACUUUGCCUUCUGAUGGAAUUCCCCACCGACCAGCUCCCACGGAGCUUUCCAUUCCACACUCCUUGGCUUUGGCAGAGGAGAAAAACCUAGUGUGUGUGGCUGACAGGGAAAAUGGAAGGAUCCAAUGCUUCCGCAUCGACAAUGGCACCUUUGUAGGCCAAAUUGCCCCGAGAGAGUUCGGCAGACGUCUUUUCAGUGUUGCCUACACCCCAUUGCAGGGUGGAAUGCUGUUUGCCGUCAAUGGCCCAGACUUGUACAACGACAAUUUUCCUGUGCACGGCUUUGCAGUUGGCAUCACCAGUCGGCAAGUGGUGGCUACUUUCGGCAAUUUUAAUCAGCCGCAUGACAUUGCCGUAUCUUUUGAUGGCAAAGAAGUGUACGUAGUCGAACUUGAUCCUCACAAGAUCUCAAAAUUUGUAGAAAAGAGCACAGGAAAUUCAACAGUACAAAGAGUGGAAAAUCCAGCCAAAGUCGAGGAUUCGCCUGCUGUUGUUGAAGUGACAGAGUCAGCCCACCAGUUCCUUCCAAUAAUUGAAGAGUCGCCCCACGUUCUUCCACAGAGUGUGGAAGUGCUUAUAGUCGUUGCAGCUCUUGUGUCUAUUAGCAUGGUGGCUGUUAUCUUUGUUCUUGUCAGGAAAAGAGGCCCCUGUUGCUAUUGGUUUUGCAACAAGAAAUGGCACUUCCGGCGCACACCUUCGGAGACCUUCAAGUUGGGCCAUCUAUUAGACCCUCACUCUGGUUUCGAGUUGGUUGGUCAAGAAAUGAGUGACGAGGAGAUCGACAAUGAGUCAGAUAGUCUAACCAACUCGUUUACUACUAAAGCAUGAACCGAAACUCAUCCCUAAUUUAAUUUUCUUUGAGGGUCAGGACUGAUGUCUGAAGCAUUUAAUUUUUAUUUAUUGAAUUUUAACAUUUUAUUAUUGUUGUUUUAUGGAGCUUUCAAAAAGUUUGUUUUAUCUUGUAUCAUGAAUGUUGUGCUGAACUUAAAAUGUAUAAAUCGUAUAAAUAUAACUUGUGCAGGAAGAAAAUGAGGAAUUCAUAUCAAAUAAAAUGUAGAUUAUUAUCGAUGAUGUAGUGAAUGUCCACCUCGUUAAUGAAGUAUAAUAAAUUGCAAAGCGUAUUAACCAAUCAAGAUUGAA
This is a messenger RNA of Neocloeon triangulifer, 2202 nucleotides long. It is a transcript of the gene Pal1, whose product is annotated as peptidyl-alpha-hydroxyglycine alpha-amidating lyase 1. Gene Ontology annotation, cellular component: membrane; extracellular region. Gene Ontology annotation, biological process: peptide metabolic process. The transcript has 10 exons. The coding region runs from base 268 to 1890 and encodes 540 amino acids. Lineage: Eukaryota; Metazoa; Arthropoda; Insecta; Ephemeroptera; Baetidae. The record is from RefSeq and is a predicted model, not a curated record. Gene Ontology annotation, molecular function: protein binding; catalytic activity.